This is a messenger RNA of Exophiala aquamarina CBS 119918, 1773 nucleotides long. RefSeq lists its product as uncharacterized. The record is from RefSeq and is a predicted model, not a curated record. The coding region runs from base 1 to 1773 and encodes 590 amino acids. The transcript has a single exon. Lineage: Eukaryota; Fungi; Ascomycota; Eurotiomycetes; Chaetothyriales; Herpotrichiellaceae.
AUGCCGUUCUUAGAUAGAUCGCAACCAGAGAGAGUUCCCAUAGACAGGACAACACUACUCCGGUUCAGUGGAGCUCGGAUCGAUCCCUACACUCGAUAUGUCUCAUUUAUUCUUUUCCAUGACCUCAACCUGUCAGUCAAAGGGCAGCGAAAUAUGAACAAUGCAUUCGCAAACUUGCCCAUCUACAUGUCCAUAGCACCUGGUCAAAGAUUAGGAUUUGGAUGGGGUGUGACCAAUAUCAUACGUGACAAGGCAAUUCACGAGGGGUCAUAUGACCAUCUUGCCAUCUUGACAGCACUGGGAGAGAGCUUUCAUGAAGUAUACGGAGCAAAGAUUCUCCAGGCCUUGACUUCCGCAGUAGCUGGCCCGGAAGAUAUGACUCCUCAUUUCUCACAAUGGACAGCUGCCCUUAAGGCUUGCAACGGCGUCUUAGCAACGACAGACUUCGGGCUUUUAGUGGAAGAGUACGUCCGGCUUGAUCCAUAUCGAAGCACGAUGAUCAAAGAUUUCGAAUCCAUCUUCCCACCGACAUCAAUCUCAGAAGCGCUGCGAGCAUUGAUGCGUGUUAGUGCGAAGCAUGAAAAGCAAAUCACAUUUAUUGGUAGCUCUAUCAUAUCUUGGUUUGCUGCGGUGGCUGAAUGGCUAUGCGAUCUUCGUGUGUCAGUCCACCAAAGCUCGGGGGAAUUGCUCCAUGCAACACACAAAGGCUCCCAGCCACAGGUCGUUUUAAUAUUCGUUGAAGCUCCGGGUAUCAGAUUCACCUUUGAGACAUGGAAAGAAAAUGAUGUCAACAUCCUAGAAUUGGAUAUUACACAACAGAGUUAUCCUUCCAAUGUCCAUUCCACUCCCUUCAGUGGCAGGGUUGCCUGGCAGUCACUCCUACCUAGAGUUUUCGGGAAAAGCUUUCACUACCUCGACCAUGACGAGUCGAAAGCGUUUGGAGGAAUGAUUGGCGGUGCUGCGAAGAUGUUCCAAGGCCUAGCCUUGGGUGAAGGGCAUGAAAAGCACACUGAAUUGGUUUCAACCCAGAACCGUAGUAACACUGCUUCGUACGGUUCUGGUCUAGUCGAGACCCUCACAAACUGGCUUCCCGAAUUGAGGCGGUUUCAAGGACGAAUGGAACGUGCAUUGAAAUUGAACCAUGAAGAGGCUUCGCGGGCCUAUGUCGAGUACCUAAGCAAGCUCAGAAAGACGUGUCAAUGUGGAAUAUGCAUGUCCAAAGAUGAGAUCGACAAAGAGAAAGAGGGCUGUCCACCGCCCCAUGGUUAUUGUCUAGCCGUCAUGGUUGAGACCAUUAUUUCGCUAGGCCUGGUUCUCUCAAGGAUGACAGUGUCUUCCGGCAUAUUCCCCUCAAGAGCUGGCAUUCAAAGCUUCUAUGCGAGCCAGGUACAAAAGCGUCUGGAGGCAAGGGGCCUGCACUGGACUGAGCAUUUCAGACUUGUGUACGGCAACGAGUGGAACGCACCCGGUGCUCGACGGCUGCAGAACGCGGUGCAGAUAUUUUCAGGCUCAAGACCCCAGAGAGAUCUCCCUGACAACCUUGUCGCGCUUUCUCACGAGGGAAUGUGCGCGUACUUCGUAACGCUUGAGAAGAGGAUGAAAGUGAAUGACCAGGAUCAAGUUAAGCUGAUUCGUGUGGUUUCGGGUGGUAUCGCCGUUCGCGAGAAAGUGUUUGAUCGAGCAUGUCUAGGACCUGUAACAGAUGCUGCUUCAGAUGAUCCAUGGGAAGAGGUGGUUUAUGAGCAUCUUGAAGAUUCCCUAUAUUGUAAGUAA